Molecule: messenger RNA, 1726 nt
Organism: Drosophila suzukii
Lineage: Eukaryota; Metazoa; Arthropoda; Insecta; Diptera; Drosophilidae
Gene: Fst
Product: Frost
Source: RefSeq, a predicted model, not a curated record
GACCCAGUUAGUAUAUUCGAAACAUUUGCAAAAUGAAGGUUCUAACUUUAGUCCUAUUCACUGCCUUGGUUGCAGUGGCAGUUGGCCGGCCGAACGGCGGAUGGUUCGGAAAUUUGGGAGGCAGUUGGGCCAAGACGUUUGGCUGGGGAUCCGAUGACAGCCAGAAUGUGCAAGAGCAAAAGUGGAAUGGUCAGAAUCAGUGGAAUGGCCAUGGAAAUGGACAGGCUCAGGGUCAGUGGAAUGGCGGAAAUGGUCACGGACAGUGGAACGGAAAUAACCAUGGCCAUGGGCAAUCGAACGAAAAUAACCAUGACCAUGGACACGGAAACAAUCAUGGUCAUGGUAAUGGUCAUGGUAAUGGUCAUGGUAAUGGCCAUGGUAAUGGUCAUGGUCAUGAUCACGGCCAUGGAGGUCAUCAUCCACCACCACCUCCACCACCCCCAACUACGGAUCUGCCCGAAGAUGAUGUUGCAUCCACAACUGCUGUGACCGAAGUUCCAGAAGAUUCUACCACCCAGGCACCAGAGGAAAUCACCACCGGCUCUGAGGAAGGAAGCGGUUCUACGGAAGAGACUACUUUGGCCCCUGAAGUUCCGGAAGAAUCCACCUCCCAGGCUCCAGAGGAAGUCACCACUGACUCCGAAGACGGUAGCGGCUCUGAGGAAACCACUCAGGCUCCCGCAGAUUCUGAAGAUUCUACAACUCAGGGACCAGAAGAAACUACUACAGACUCCGAUGACGGUAGCGGCUCUUCUGAUGAAACCACUCAGGCUCCUGAAGUUCCCGAGGAAUCUACCACCCAGGAACCUGACGAAACCACCACCGAUUCCGAAGACGGCAGCGGUUCUUCUGAUGAAACCACUCAGGCUCCAGAGGAUACCACCACACAAGAACCGGAAGAAUCUACCACCGACUCCGAAGACGGCAGCGGUUCUUCCCAAGUGACCACUCUUGCCCCUGAAGUUCCCGAGGACUCUACCACCCAGGAACCGGAAGAGUCCACAACCGACUCCGAGGACGGCAGCGGUUCUUCUAAUGAAACCACUCAGGCUCCUGAGGACCCAGAGGAUUCCACCACCCAGGAACCGGAAGAAUCCACAACCGACUCCGAAGACGGCAGCGGUUCUUCUAAUGAAACCACUCAGGCUCCUGAGGACCCAGAGGAUUCCACCACCCAGAACCCCGAAGAAUCCACCACCGACUCCGAAGACGGCAGCGGUUCUUCUAAUGAAACCACUCAGGCUCCUGAGGAUCCAGAGGAUUCUACCACACAGGAGCCGGAAGAAUCCACCACCGACUCCGAAGACGGCAGUGGUUCUUCUGAAGUGACUACUCUUGCCCCUGAAGUUCCCGAGGACUCUACCACCCAGGAACCGGAAGAAUCCACCACCGACUCCGAGGACUCCACCACUCAGGCAUCCGAAGAGCCUCAGGACUCGACGACUGAUUCUUCAGCGGCUUAGAAAGUUAGUUUGUUAAUGCCAAAGGUUGCUAGUGCAUUUUCUCAAAAGUCGUUUGAAAGAAUUUGAAAACGAACUAUAAUGCAAUUAUUAAACUGUUAUAGCUAAAUUAUUAACCGUGUUUGGCAAACAACCACGUGAAACCAUUUGUAGGAUUAGGAUUGAAACCUCAUGAAGCAACAUCGUGUUAUGAAGUCACGCAUUCGUCAUUUACAUUUAUAGUUUUUACAAUCUGAAUAAUAAAAACUCCCCAAAAACAACUCAAA